Molecule: messenger RNA, 962 nt
Organism: Trametes versicolor FP-101664 SS1
Lineage: Eukaryota; Fungi; Basidiomycota; Agaricomycetes; Polyporales; Polyporaceae
Product: lysophospholipase I
Exons: 4
Coding region: 148-846 (232 amino acids)
Biological process (GO): protein depalmitoylation
Cellular component (GO): cytoplasm
Molecular function (GO): carboxylic ester hydrolase activity; palmitoyl-(protein) hydrolase activity
Source: RefSeq, a predicted model, not a curated record
GGCGAUGCAAGGGUCCAUGGCGAUGAGCUGCUGCGCACGCUUCUAGCACUACGUACUAUCGAACACCGUGGGCAAGAUUGCCAAGCAUAUAAUGCGCGAGUUUCCGCGAGAGAGAGGCACAAGACACCCCCACCCGGCCCCAAACGCAUGGCUAUCGCAGGAGGCAGUUCUCUGGCACCUCGCGUCGAAACGAUCGUCAUUCCCCCGCGGGCGGAACACACAGCGACUGUGUUCUUUAUUCACGGCCUCGGCCAGGAAGCCGAUUCCUGGGUUCCUACCUUGCAGAGGGUCGUAGACCUACUGCCAGAGGUGAAGUGGGUCUUACCCCAAGCGCGUACCGCACCCGUUACAUAUAAUCAGGGUCAGAGGCGACCGAGCUGGUUCGACAUCGCGAACCUCCCUCCGUGCAAUUGCUAUGAUGAACCUGGCGCCACGGCGUCGGUAGCCACUAUUGAAAACCUCGUAACGGCCGAAGUGCGCUCCGGCACUCCUCCUACGCGUAUCGUCCUCAUCGGUUUCAGUCAGGGCGGGGCUCUGGCCAUGAUGACCGCCCUCACGACGCUCCAAGAGUUGGGAGGCGUAGCGAGCCUGUCGGGAUGGAUUCCUCAGCAAUCUAGGCAGGCAAUGCUCCAGCUGGAACCCUGUCUCCCGGUGUUUUGGGCACACGGCAUUCCGGAUACCGAAGUCCCGAUCUCCUAUGGUGCAGAGAGUGUGGAAUUUCUACGCGAAUCGUUACACAUCUCGGACGACAAGCUAGUGUUCAAGAAGUACGAACAGUUGGAACAUACUGUGAACGACGGAGAGUUGGACGACCUCGCUGUGUGGUUGACGCAACUUCUAGGUUGAUUGCUAUGGUUUCCAAGUGAAUAUGUUUUCCGUGCUCUAUGUGCUUCCCAAAACGUUGUAAACUCCGUAUGCCCCCCAUAAUUACUACGAAGCUACUCGACAUUAGUCGCUGUAUU